AUGACUGCUUUUUCUAAUUUUAUAACUAAUCUUUCAAGGUUUCAUAUAACUGAUCCUGAUUCAUUAGUUAAAACUAGUGAUAUUGCAGCUUUAACAACUCCAGCAGGACUUGCUGCUGUUAGAGCUAAUUUUCAAAUAAAUACCAUCAAUGAUUGCGUCAAUCAGUUUUCAGAGCUUGUUAAAUUAAUAUCUAACGGUCCUCAGCAAUUGCUUUCCAAUAAUUACGCAAUUAUUUCAGAUCUUUAUCCUACAGCUAUCCAAGCUGUUGAAAUAAUCGAUAAUUUUAUGCCGGAAGGCUAUAAGUGUUCUGGCUUCAUGCAAGAGGCCUUUUCGAACAUCCAACAAUUCUCUCAAUAUAUCCCACAACUUACUUCACCUACAGCUACAACAUAUGCUCAGUACAUCCCGCAAUUCCAAGAGACAUUCCAGCAAAUAACCAAUAUUAUUUCGCAAGUUUUACCUGUCGUUCAGUCAGUUCCAGGCGUUGUUUCUCAAAAUGCAGCACCAGUUGAUACGAACGACAAGCAAAUCCAUAGAAUUGCUGCUUUGAUCCAGCUUAAUGAAAAUAUUUUUGUUGAUCUUGUCAAGUUUAAGAACGAUCCUGUAAUAAAUACGAAUGAAACUAUGAAAAAGAACAUCGAUGUCUGGCUUUUGAAAGUCAAUACAUUCGCAAAUACAUUAGUCUCGUUAAUGGGCAACAACUCUGUAGAUUUAUUCAAGGCUUGUUCAGAAAUUACAAAUCCUCAUACAUCCAUCGUAGAUACGUUCAACUCAGUGCUAUCACUAUCUCCUCACUGCUCAUGCUUCACAGAUGCAUCAUCACAUCUCAUGACUUUCAUUCAAAUUUUAUCGGAAGUUCAAUUUUUCUCUACAAACGCAAUUGCUGACAAAGCUUCAAAUAUUAUCGCCCAAUCUGUAUCUGCAAAGGAAAUAGAAUCAAUACAGGCUGCUAUCAAGCAGAUUUCUUAUCCUUUAUCGCUUCGUCCUGAAUUAUUAAUUUAUGGACCAGUCCAUCCUGAACUCAUUUCCUUCAUAAACUCAGUUCUUCAGGUCAACGAUUCGGAUCCAGACAUGUUCUGCAUUACUUCUACGAUUAUUUUGACGUUAUACGCAGUUACAUGCGGACAGGCUGAAUUUUCUUACAAAUUGUUAUCACAGGCGAUCACACAAUGCGUCAAACUACUUUCUGUUAAAUGCUCGGCCUUCAGACAACUUGCUGCAACCGCAUCUACAAUUAUUAGUGCAAACGAAGCCGUUUUCGAUACAAAGAAGCUCGCUCUUAUGAACUAUUACCUUAAUUCAUGCCUUUCAGCGAAGAUUGUUGAUGUUCCAACGAUCAAAUCCCUUCAACCAAUUUUCAUUUCGGUUUCUGCGCUUCCAGCCCAAAUCGAAAAUAUCAGCGAAGGAACAGAGACCAAAGAGAAGUUCGCCGAUUGCGUCGCGGCCAUGAAAACUCUUGGAGCUACGAUUUCUCAUUGGCUUAUCAUUACAGGAUUGACGAUCUCUGCCAUGAUUAUUAACAAGGCCGAUAUCCUCGUCAACCUCCUUGCCUACAUUUCUUCAGCAGCCCAAGUUCAAAAUCCGGCAACUUCAUUAGUUACUUUGUUACAAGGAGCUCCCCAUUAUAUCUUCCUAGAUAUAUCAUCCUCGUACAGAUUAGAUAAGUCUUUCAACGAUUUGGAACAAACCGUGAAAGCAAUAUCUCAACAAACGGACGCACAAAUCAUUUCGGAGCCAGUUAAGGUAUUAUUCGACCAAGCAAAGCCACCAGCAUCAGUUCUAGAGCUUGUUUAUACUGACGAUACCAACAAUUUUUCAGGUCUCUUGUUUAUGGUCGCACAGCGCCUUAUUGGAUCCCUCAAACUCUCUCAGGAGUCAUUGGACAAAAACAUUGGAGGCUUUUUGUUCAACUAUUCCUUUGCUUUGUCAUAUUCCCAAUAUUCUAGUUCAGCUGUAGAAGUCGCUCCACAAAUAAUGGGCAGUAUUUCGACAUUCCCAGCGACAAUCAAGGGCUAUAACGAUGUUAUUUAUCCAGCAUCUAUAGCUCUUAGUCCAACAAAUACAAAAGAUGUCGGAAAUCUCAAAGUUUACAUCGCCGGUGUACUUAAAUCUGCCCAGGAAAUGCAAACAGCCAUCCUCGCAAUGCCACAGCCAUCUAAAACAUACGAAAUUAGUGAGGAAUUGAAGGCAAUCAGAGCAAUGCAAGCACAAAACCAGCAAUUGUCACAAAAUCUCCGACCAUUCGGUGAGAAAAUCAUCUCUAGAGCUGUUGUUACACCCACUGCUCUUCCUAUUCUCACUCCUUUCUUCCAAGUCGCGUCGGAACAACCAUAUGCGAUCUUGAAAGUGGCUAAAAGUGUUGCGGACUACACUUAUUCGAUGAUAUCUGGAAAGAGCGCUCCGGAAUUGUUGAUGUCGAUCCUUCGUUUGAUGGUUUCUUGCGCAGUUCCAAAUAUCGAAGAUUUAUCUAAACACACACAUGAAGUUUUCGACUUCCUUCUUAACGCUUUGGUCUCAUUCACCACAGAAAAAGAGAAAGCGUCCCAAAAUGUCAGAUUAAUUUACGCAAAGGCCAGACAAGUCACUUACAUGGCCAAAUACAUCACAGUUAAAGAGAUUGAUGCCCCACCAUUCGUUCAUGCUUCAAUAGCUAACGUAGUUAUGAAUCUGGCAAAAUUACAAUCUCAAUUUAACGUUGAUAUGCUUUGUUCGGCCUUAGGAGCAUCGUCCUGCUAUAUAGCUCUGGCCAUGCUAUUCCCAGACAAAACUAAUGACAUUGUCGAGUUUAUUCAUGUAAAUGAAAUUUUGUCAACGAUAACAAGGCCGGAUGCUGUUUUAUCAUUGAUCAAACAGGUCGCAGAGAUAUUUGCCAAUGACUCAAAGAACGCUUUCAGUUCCGAAAUCGAUGAAAAUAACAAAUCUUUGAUUAUUGACUUGUUAUACGAACAUUUCGAAGAACUUAGAUUCAGCGCCAACGUCCUUAUCAAAUGCAUCUCAAAUCCAGGGGAUACUGAAGAAUAUCUCAAUUCUACAUUGAGGCAAUUCAUGAUUUCCUGCAGUUCUUACAUGUUAUUGGUAUCUAAGGGUAUCAAUAGGCCUGAUUAUGUCCUCCAGAGAAUCAUUGAAACAGUAAAUUGUUUAUUAUCCUUUGCGGCCAUUUCCAAAGGAGGCGACGAAUCGAAAUCCCUUGAUUUCAGAAGAGGCAACAGAAUCGUUUCCCGCCAAAUCGAUACAACAAUCAACAUGAUGGAAAGUCCAAAUCCAGAAACAACGCAUUUGGAAGGAUUUAAGCUCGAAAUGAACAACUUUUACAUCACGUUGAUAAAGGUAUUGAUCGAAUGCGUAAGACGUGUUUCUGCUUCUUUAAUUUGCUUGCAUAAAGAUACAUUCCAAGACACAACUCCAAUGUUAACAGUUGCUUACAACAAGAUGAACGAAGCAUUUAAUAUUUGCAGGGAUCACGCGAUCGGAAAGACCAAGAAACCAUUUAUUGACUCAUUCAAGCAAUUAACUUCAACAAUUGAGAUCUUUUCAUCCACACAGAUGGACUAUUCCUUACAGUUUCCUCCAUUACCUAUCAUUGAGGCCAUAACAAAGCUUGUUCAGCAAGUAUCGAAAUUCUUACCUACAGCAGCUCUUGCAACAGAUGUUUUGAUCAUCGAUCCUGAUCCAGUUGCCGCUUCCCGUGUCCCAGAAUUCAACACAAACAUAACUGUUCCAACUUUGACAUCCGAAAUCGCGCCAACCGACGCUUUGGCCGACCAAUCAGCAGCUCUCAAAGCUUAUAAUGAGGCAUUACAGAAAUUCAACCAAGUUUAUUCGAACGAACAAGCGACGAGCGAAGAAUUACUUGACCAAGCUGAGAAAUUCAAGAUUUCCUGCGACAACUACAUCAAGAACUGCAUGAUCAUGGCGCAGGCAACACAAGAGAAAGGUCUCCAAGUUGCACAACAGACAAAUGCCCACGCAAUUGCAGGAUCUGUUGCAGCAAUUAUGACAGCAGUUCGCAGUCGAUUACUUCGUGAAAAAGACUUCAAAGAACAGAUGACAGAAGCCCAAUCCCAGCUGAAAGAUUCAAUCGACAGACAGCAGGAACUUGCAACACAAGGAGCAGCGUAUGUUCCUCCAGAUCCAGAUGCAGAUUUACCAGAUGUUUCAGGUGGUUCUGCAUCAGCUGCACCCGACGAUGAAGUUUCUGCUGAAUUGCAAGCGACAGCAUCAGCAAUUUCUGAUAUGUCAAACAGACUUGCGAUGUUCAGCAACCAAAUUGGAGCUUCAGUUGUCAUUGACGAAGAAAUUCCUGACGACAUCUACAUGGAAGAAGAUGAAGGAGAUCAGGACAAAGAUGAAGGAAACCAGGUCGAAAUCGACAUCAAAGCUGAGGAAGGAUCAAUGGCAGCACACAUCAUUGCAUGCGCAACACCAAUCAUGAUAACUGCUGGAGAAAUUCUAGAGAGAAGCCAACAGAUCUGUCGUGAAAUGCGUGGUAAAAUCCACAACGAAGCAUUCAUCAUUAAAUGCGCUCACGAUGUCACAGAAGCUGCACAGUUACUGAUUAUUGCAGCUGAAAUCGCUGUCAACGGAUCUGAUCCUGACCCAGAGUUUGUCGCAAUCGCUGCUUCGAACAUGGUUAAGACAGCAAUCGCUUCUAUUGUCGCUCAGGUUCUUCAGUCUGGUGGCGACAGCGAGCAGAUGAUGAAGAAGACAAGAACAGUUAGAUUUUACUGUUUGAAGAUCAACCAGAAAUUGGAGGCAAUAGCAAAGCAGAAAUGGAUUGCAGCAAACCCAAUAAAGAAGGGCGCAAAGAUGGUUCAGAAGAUGAACGCUAUGAACGAGUUAAAGCAAUACCAGGAAACAUUAGAUAAUGCUGAAAAAGCAAGAAAGAUGUUCAAGAGGAAAUAA
This is a messenger RNA of Trichomonas vaginalis G3, 4902 nucleotides long. RefSeq lists its product as uncharacterized. NCBI's taxonomy places the organism in Eukaryota, Parabasalia, Trichomonadida, Trichomonadidae. The record is from RefSeq and is a predicted model, not a curated record. Bases 1 to 4902 code for a protein of 1633 amino acids. The transcript has a single exon.